Messenger RNA from Trypanosoma cruzi, 2967 nucleotides. RefSeq lists its product as uncharacterized. The transcript has a single exon. The record is from RefSeq and is a predicted model, not a curated record. NCBI's taxonomy places the organism in Eukaryota, Euglenozoa, Kinetoplastea, Trypanosomatida, Trypanosomatidae. Gene Ontology annotation, biological process: positive regulation of GTPase activity. Gene Ontology annotation, molecular function: GTPase activator activity. Bases 1 to 2967 code for a protein of 988 amino acids.
AUGGGCAGCCGGGGCGAGGAUGAGAAUGAAGAGGAAACGCCGCUCGAGAUUGAAGACUACUCGUGCAACACCCACUUUGAAGAAGUCGUUGGGGAAAUUGAACGUUAUCUCGUGGAGGAGUUUAGUAAGCGACAGGAGCUGCAGCGGUUUCUUGUGAAUCCAUUGCAUCCCCAUCACAGCCACGAUGAAAGAGACAUGGCGGCAAGAGGCAGUAGUGAUGGCGUUGGGGAAAUUGUCUUUGGACGGAGCUUUUUUAUUUUUCCUGAGGGCGGUUACGGCAGGGGGACGAGCAACACCGAUGACGAGGGCAUUGCUGUGGAAAUUCAUGUACAGAAUGGCUUACGCGAAAAUGGAAAGCGGCAACGACAACAAAAACUGCACCCAAUCGCCCGUAUUUUUGCACUUCCAUUGUUUUUUUUGGCACGAGGGACCACAACGGCACCGUCGUAUCGCACCAGUGAGUCCUCCUUUUACCUCUCACUUCUCACAACCGCAGUGGGCCGGGUGUUGCGUGGUCCCCUUUCACUGCGCUUUGAUGGUGACCCCUCGUGUCUACCAUCACCGUUCUUUUACGUUAACGGUAUGGCGCCGUGCUUUGUUUCGGUGGGAGAUCAUUAUCAAUUAGCCUUCAAAGGGGUGGCACCGCCGGUCAUGGUGGGUCAUGCAAAAUGCAGCACAACGGAGCCGUGGACACUGCAACAACUCAUUGCUCAACCUGUAGUGAAAUGCCGAUUUCACUGUAGCGCCUACCCGCAUCCGCCAGAGUGGUGCCAAAGGAUAUCGGACCAGCUGGAUAUGUUUCAGCUCCAGAUUGGACCACAGAGCCGUGUCCAGACGGAUGUGUUUGAUGGCAUUUGUGUAUCUUUGCAGCGAACAUUUCGCUUGAAUGUGCCUCGGCGUUUUUUGGAGAAUCAUUAUGCAGAAGUUGAGCCUAGCUCCUGCGGCGAUGUAAAGGCAAGGAGUUCCACAUUGUUGUGGCAUGAUAUUCUGGAGCUUGAAAAUGAAACUAUGCUUCUUUCUGCAGGCCCAACGAACUUCCCCUUUGGUACCGGCACUGCCCCUUUACGGGGUAUUGACUUUUGCUUCCAGUGGAACCAAUUGCUGGAUACAGAAGCACAUGACGGUGGAAGGCGGAAUUCCAACCUGAAUCCAUUUGCCCCAGAGGGAAUGGUAUUACAGAAUAAGUUAACCAUCCGAGCCAUGGCGAUUCCAAAGAAGGAAUGUGAAUUGAACCAUACCGCGUGCAAACCUCUUUCGGAAUACGUGUAUAUGGUAAUGGAACAUGUUUCACCGGGAGAGAGUUUGCGAGAGGUGGAAGGAUAUUCUAAUAUUCUUACCUGUAUAGCCGAUGACAUUGUCUUUGGUCAUAAAAUAAGUCUGGCGAGGCAGAAAGCACUUAUUGAUCGCCUGACGAGGCAUGAGGGACAGAGUGAGAAAGUAAAAACGGAUAUUCGUCAUAUUUAUUUUCCCGGUUCACUUCUUUGCCGUUUUGCAUAUGCGUGUGCAAAUCAAAUACACAAUUUGGACGAUGUACUUCCACUGUGGUUGUUGGUAGUGGAACACCUUGGAGAUUUACUUGAAAGCAAGGGCGAAAGACGACAAGCUCUAGAGGAACUCAUUGGAAUCAUUGGAAUCCCAGACGUGGAGGAUAUUGAUCAUGGAUUGCCGUUAUUGGUUCAGAAAUUGCAACUGCUUUCCUAUUGCGCAAGGCGUAUGUUGUGUGAAAGUAAAUCUGUUGCGGUCAAGCAACCCGCCGAUGGUUGGGAUGACGACAUGGACGAUUUGGCUUCACACAGUAGAGGUGAAGCUUCUGCAGCCGAUGGCGAGUGUUCAGCGGAUGGAUUUCUCAUCUCAGGAAAGUGUCUCAUUACAAAUGGUGAGCCGUUAGUGGAGCCAAAGGCACUCCCCACCCCUCCGUGCACAUCGGAUGUGAUGAUGAUGAAGGCACAAGAGCUGCAGAAUCUCGGUACGGAAUCGGCAGGGCGGCACACACGUGCAUGGAUUCAGAGUGAAGGACUUUUUAAUGACAUGUGUUUAUUCCUGUAUUUCAACCGGGCUCAAGAAGGGCGUGUGGUUCGUUUUCCGGAUUUUGUUCAGUGGCAUAGUCCACGCGACUUUAUUCCUCCCUUGUGUGACUCGAAAGAAAAAAAGGACGACGAUGAUGCGUACUUGUCUGAGCGGAUGCGGCGCCAUUCCAACGCUGAGAAUGGAUUGGUGAAUAUAUGGUGGCCAUUGUGGGAGCGAGCCACUCCUCGAUCGCCGGAGGAGAUUAUUGCUCAGUCGUUUGUUCCCCAUGAACAGGCUCGACUUAUUAUUCGGUGGAUGGAGAAGGAACUCUCCGCUUCAGAACUUCUCAUUGAGACUGUGCACGCAAAUUUCACUAAUUCCCUGCAUCGCAUCCUCUCACAUCGCUGCAUGGAGGGCAAUCGGGAAAUAGCGGCAUAUGCGCAGUGUAAAAACGAAAACAUCGCAAAAAGUAUUAAAGCGGUGAUGCAAACGGAUGGCAGUGCACCUUUAGAUAAUGAAGGUAUUCGCACCAUCUACUGCAGUGCUAUUCGUCAGAUUGGAGAAAUUGAAACGUGCUUGUGUGCUGCCUUGGCGAUUGAGCGUAUGUUAGGUGCGUCCCACGGUAUCAGUGACGCCGCGCCACCACACACCGAUGAGCCAUGCACAUCCAUGGGACAACUCAUCGCGACGCUUGCCUCCCCGAUAGCAGAAAAAGAAGAAGACGACCACAAGGAACUCGCAUUAGUUGAGGCUUCAUUAAAUUGGAAUUUAUGGCAACGCGGUGGCAUUGCAAAUCGUUUUAAUGAGGACGAUCAGAAUCCAGUGACGAUGCGGCUUCGUGCCACGUGUAUGGCAGAGAGGCCUUUAAAUACAACGGCAUGCUUUCAACAAAUGUUUGCUGAGAUGGAUGAAACAGGCGUGUUCCGUGUAGCGUUGGCGCUAGCGGACGAAGUUCUGUAA